Rhizophagus irregularis DAOM 181602=DAOM 197198 is the source of this 1368-nucleotide messenger RNA. RefSeq lists its product as uncharacterized. NCBI's taxonomy places the organism in Eukaryota, Fungi, Glomeromycota, Glomeromycetes, Glomerales, Glomeraceae. The record is from RefSeq and is a predicted model, not a curated record. Gene Ontology annotation, molecular function: protein binding.
AAAAAUGGAAGAAAAUAAAAUUUUUAUUAAUGUUGUUAGUAUACCAAGAGAAAUUCUUAUAGAUAUAUUAUCAUUAUUGGAUCCAAAAUCUUUGUCAAAUUUAUCAAAAACCUGCAAAUUCUUUUACGAAUUUUGUAAAUUUGAUUUCUUUUGGUUAAAUAUGUGCAAAGAGUUUGGAAUAGAUAAACUUGGAAAUUUUCCCAAUUUUUACACUAUGUAUACAGGAAUAUUGUACAAAUAUGGCUGGUUGAUUGGAUAUUGGGCAGGAAAUAAACCCAUAAACGGUUCACUAUUACAUUUAAAAUUUGAUCCAUAUAAAUUAAGUAUAAUAGCGUGGAAAUUAGAAGCCAUUAAUAAAUCAUUAAGUGGUGUUCCCUGGUCAAAAAAUUUUUCAGUAAGAUUGGUACAUGCUGAACCAAAAUUUACAUAUCAAAUGUUAUUUUGCGUACAAUAUGACAAUAGCAAGCAUAAAUCCAAAAUUAUAAGAAGUAAUUUAUUAUAUGACGAAGAAGAUAACAACGAUGAGGAAUUUAUAAUCAGGAAAGCUAUAUUUGAAAAACACCAUGAGAGUGAAUUAUGGAAACGAGAAGAAGAAGAAAUUUAUCAGGAAAGUAUUAUUGGACAACAAAAUUGCUUUUCAUUUGAAGAUGAGAAAUUUUUUAAAUUUUGGACUCCGAAAGAUAAUCAAAAAGAAAAUAAACGGUUUGAUGGGAUUUGGGUUGGUGAUUAUGGAGGACACGGGAUAGAAUUUUUAUUAUUAAAAUACGAAAUUAGUGGUUGUCUUUUCGCGACAAAAAUUACUGGCGAUAUUAAUGUACCUCGUGGUGAAAUUAGUUGGAAAUGUAAUUUGGAUGAUCAGUUAAGAAUUUGUGAUGAAAGAGAAUGGAAUGGUAAAAUUUCCUAUCGUGCUAAAUCUAAAAUUGCUUAUGGAGGUUUUAGAAAUCCCUCCGAAAUUGACUCCGAAGUUAUCAUUGUUUCAAAUGACGAAUUGGCUGUUUAUUGGUAUGAUUUAAGAAGUAUAACUACUUUCGUUAGAGUUAUUUAAAGAAAUGAGUAACAAUUAGAGUGUCCAAGAAUCCUGUGAUGGAUAAUCCGAAUAAAAAUUACAGAGUAUUCGGAUUAUCCUUGGCUUACUGGCGCAGCAAUUAUCCGCAUUUUAUUUAAUUCAAAUUUAUUACAAUUUUGCUUGUUAAAUAAUGUGUCUAAUUUUACUUAAUCAAUUAAAUAUACUAUCAACCGUGUUACCAUUUCUUUUAAGAAAUGUUAACGCUUCAAACAAGUCUUCUUUCAUUGAACUGUCAUUAUGACUUUAUUAUAUAUAUAGCUUCAUUCAUGUUAUCUACCGUUCACAGUCACUUGUGACAUAAU